Molecule: messenger RNA, 1320 nt
Organism: Penicillium lagena
Lineage: Eukaryota; Fungi; Ascomycota; Eurotiomycetes; Eurotiales; Aspergillaceae
Product: putative C2H2 finger domain protein
Exons: 3
Coding region: 1-1320 (439 amino acids)
Source: RefSeq, a predicted model, not a curated record
AUGGCUUCGUUCAAGGAAUUGUCCCUUUCCCGCCCACUCCCCAGUCCCAACCAGCGAGCCCACGCUCACUCGAUCUCGCUGGGUGCCGUCAAUGCCCACCACCGCGUUACUCGCCGUAAGAGUGUCACCACCGCUGCUGCCAAUGCCGCCGCCGCGAUCGCCGCCUCGCUCAAGGACUCCGGAGAAGCCGCGUCACUUCCGAUGGGUUCCCACCGCCGCAGCCUCGCCGGUCGCAAGGGACUAGAAUCCAGCUCGGUCGGAACGGCUCCUGGGUAUCUGUCUCAGGGCCUGCACAGUCCCAGCCAGGAACCCCCGGUCGCUCGCAAGUCCUCUCCCAGCCAGGCAGACGAGGCAGACGCGAAACUCAAGAACCGGAACCGCCGAGCCAGCGAGGGCGCUCAGCUGGUGAAGGGCGAUGGGAAACGCUCCAUGGCGGACCUUCGCUGCGGUCGCUGCGGGAAAGGGUACAAGCAUGGCAGCUGCCUGUCCAAGCAUAUGUGGGAGCAUGACCCAGCAUGGGCAAUUACCUCGAAACUACUCAUUUCCAAGCACCAGCAGGUGCAGCUCCUGGAGGCCGCCAGCGUCCUGGUCAACAUGAACGUCGACGAGCCCUCCGAUGACUCCGCCGAGGUGGAAUCGGUGCGAUCGUCCGCAUCCCCCGAUGCGUCGUCGCAGGCGCGCGAUGGCCUCAGCUCGGCAGAGACCACGCCGCCGCCGCUGGAUGAGCGGGAAGAGGACGACGACUUUGAGAUGUCUGGCGUGCCGUCCCAGUGGACCAAGCGGCCUAGCAUCGGCAACAUGUCGGCCUUCUCCCGCUCCUACCAGUCGAUCCCCUCCAGCUCCUAUACGGGCAGCGCUCCGCUGCACUCGCCGGCCUUCUCGUCCCACUUCCGACACUCGAGCAUCGAUACGCGUCCCUCGACCGCCGACACUCGACUGCACGAGGAUGACGAGGCCGACCUGGCUGCCGCCAUCGGUCUCUGCAAUUUCGGCACCCCGCGCACUGGGCCCGUCUCCAUGACUCCCGAUGUGCCCCCCGUGCCCCCACUGCCGGCCCGCUUCCUUGACUCCAGCAGCCACCCAGGCACCGUCGGAGAAACAACCGAGCCCGCUCGCCGAGAUUCCGAGGCCAAUAUCUUCCUCCCGACCUCACUCAACCCGUCUCUGUCGUACAAGGUGUCGGACGAGCGUGAAGUUCGCCCUGGCAGCGCCGCGGCCCGCGAGUCCCGUCAUCGCCGCAACGCGGACGUGGAUUUUGGCAGUCGCCCCGCGCCGGCGGAUGACGACGAUGACGGCGUCUUCGGCCGCAUGGAGGAGUGA